AUGUCAUCGCUAGCGCUCAAGUUUCUGACCCUCUUGGUUCGGACGUUAGCCAAGCCCGUCGCCCAGGCGAUCAAGGCUCUGGCCCAGCGCAACGAGCCCUUCCGCAAGGGGUGUAUUGCCAUGGCGCAGUUUGUCCACAAGGCCGAUGCUCAUAUGAGAAUGAAGCUUUUGGGGGAGAAGAAGUUCAAAGUGCGCCCGUUAAACGACAAUAAGGCCAUCGAGCUGGGGGCUACGUUCUUGCUGGAGCUGUUUAUCUUCUCAGUGGCGUUUGGUCUCGUGGUGUACGAGACGGUGCGGAGUCGUAAGAAGGCUACUACUCAGAGAGAGGCGUUGGCCGACGAUAUCGAGGUGUUGCAGGGCGAAAUGAACCACAUCAAGAAGAAGUUGAAGGAGCUCAACAUCAUCGUCGACGACUACAAAGUGCCGCCAGGUUAUCGACCUAAAUAUAUUAAGGUCACCGACGAGGACCAGGGCGACGAGCCUAAAGAUCCGCUGAAGGAGCCCGAGGCGCUCGCGGUGGUGAAGGUGGAGUCAGGCAAGAAGCCCGAGACCACCGUUACCGUGGUUAAAGACACUACCACGCCGUCACCGAGUCUGGCGCUGUCGCCUGACCUGACGGACUAA
Molecule: messenger RNA, 624 nt
Organism: Diutina rugosa
Lineage: Eukaryota; Fungi; Ascomycota; Pichiomycetes; Serinales; Debaryomycetaceae
Exons: 1
Coding region: 1-624 (207 amino acids)
Biological process (GO): regulation of lipid metabolic process
Cellular component (GO): mitochondrion
Source: RefSeq, a predicted model, not a curated record